UACUUCCGGGGAAGCCUUUAUGUUGAAAUGAUUGUAGCUGGCUACUAUGAUGUAUCAUCUUUAGUUGAUAGUAAUACGCUUGAAAGGCGAUGUUGACUUAUUUAAUUGUGCUUGUAUUGGCGUGUUUAUCUGCACUUAUUGUUCCAUAUGAGUGGGCAGCUAUUUAUGGGGAUUCUGUGUGGGGGUUUCUCUCACUUGGAGCAUCAUAUGCACCUGUCCAGAUGAUAAGGAAAAGUGAGCUUUCAAAAUACAACGGAGAAGUCAACAGUCCAGGGUUAUACGUGGCAAUUUUGGGACAGGUGUUUGAUGUGAAUAAAGGACAAAAACAUUACGGCCCGGGUGGAGGUUAUCAUUUUUUCUCAGGGAAAGAUGCAUCCCGGGCGUUUGUGACUGGGGAUUUUACAGAGGCUGGACUGACUGAUGAUGUGUCUGACAUCUCCCCCCCUCAAAUUGUGGCACUGUUUGACUGGCUGGCUUUUUAUCAAAAGGAUUACAUUCUAGUUGGUAAAGUGGAGGGCCAUUUCUACGGCACUGAUGGGGAGCCCACAGAGGCCCUGCGUCAGGCGGAGGCGGCCUUAGAGGAGGGCCUGCAGCUCAAGGCCCAGGCUCAGGCCCACAGCCAGCAGUACCCAGCCUGCAACACAGAGUGGAGCUCCUCGGGGGGGCGCGUCUGGUGCUCCCAAAAGAGUGGUGGUGUGAAAAGAGACUGGGUUGGCAUACCAAGGAAGCUCUUCUCCCCCGGGUCCAGCCGCUCUCGCUGUGUGUGCGUGCAGCUGGAUGACUCCAACCGCCUGAACAAACCCAACCUGCAAGAGUACCACGGCUGCCCAGCCGAGGCAGAGUCCUGCUUUGUCAGGGAACACUGAGCUCACGUUGCACUCACAAAUAAGAGUACCUCAUAACCAAAUCGAAUCUUCUGGAAGUUUUUCUCAUGAUUACAAAUAAUUGUUAUGGUAUGUUCCAAAGGUUUCACAAAGGUUAUUUAAAGAAGCAUUACGGAAUUCUGGUCUAAAACUAGCAAGCUUCUUACCUAAAAAGCAUGCAAAACCCCUGCAAACACUUCCAACAGCCCACUGAUGAAAGCUUGCUAACAUGCUAACUGGCGAUGUGAUGCUGUGAAGACUUUUCUGACAUUUCUGCGGAGUGUUCUGAUCUGAACCACAGAACAACAUUGCCUGGACGACCAGUGGGAAUUAUGUGUGUAUCUGUCCUUCACAUGACAAUAUUCCAUCAAAACUAAUUUGAAGAUUACAUCCAAAAUAGUUACUCAUAAAAGCAUAAAUAAACAAACAUAAAAGUAGCAAAUUGUUGCAUAGUGUUGCUUUAAUACACUGACUUUAGUUAGGUGAAGCAAAAAGUAGAUUUUUAAUUUUUUUUUAUUCUCAUGACCUGUUUGUGACCUGCUGACCUGUUACCCUCUCUUUCUUCAAAAUGACUGUAGGGGGAGCUUCACUGUCUGUAGUGUAUUAAACAUCAGGGUAUUCCAACAGUUGAA
Messenger RNA from Clupea harengus (Atlantic herring), 1495 nucleotides. RefSeq names its product cytochrome b5 domain containing 2 (gene cyb5d2). Gene Ontology annotation, cellular component: membrane; endomembrane system. The record is from RefSeq and is a predicted model, not a curated record. NCBI's taxonomy places the organism in Eukaryota, Metazoa, Chordata, Actinopteri, Clupeiformes, Clupeidae.